AUGUAUGCUUGCUUCAAACAACUUCAUCCUCCAACAGCAGUUUCUUUUUGUUUGAGUGCUCGAUUUACAUCACCCAACGAUGAAAAUUUGAUCAUAGCAAAAAACCAUGUGAUGGAAGUAUAUUCCGUUAACAAGAAAGAUAACAGUGUUGUUCUUGUUCGCGCAUUUGAAUUAUUCGGAGUGAUUGAUUCCAUCGUUGCGGUAACCCUUCAGGGAAUGAAAAAGAAUAUUUUGAUCAUCAACUUUGAAGAUGAAGCAAAGGCUUCUGUAGUGGAGUUUGAUGAAAAGAAGAAUGAUUUGAGAACACUGUCUCUUCAUUAUUUCGAAGAUGACUUUUUGAAGGAAGGUAGAGCCAAGUUUUUCCAUAAUCAACCUAUAAUUUUAGAUCCACACAACAGAUUCGCAACAAUUAUUGUUUGUGAUUCCAAGUUAGUGAUUUUACCCUUCAAGCAGGUCGGAGAAGAUGCAUCCCUUUCCACGGAUGAUACUUUUCUGAUGGCUUUAUCUGAUAAAAGCAUGGAUGAUAUGGCGACGAGGCUUCGGAAAUCAGUGGAGCGAAUACUCCUUCAACUAAGCGAAGUGCAGCCGAAGUUCAAAGACAAUUCCGACUUAUCUAUUAACUUUAAACAAUUUGACGGUCCUCCAUUGUUUUUUGAUACAGUGGCUUAUGCAUUUGUAUCACCUGAUAAGGUUUUGGUAUCUAUGAAAGAAGGAGAUUUAUAUACCAUAUAUUUAGAUGGAGGAGGAAGUCGAAUUAAUAACAUCACUCUGAAAAAAACGAAAACAACCACUCCUGCCUCUUGCAUGUGUACUCUUUCUGGAAAUUUAUUAUUUUUGGGAUCUAGGCUUGGUGACUCUGUGCUGUAUGAAUACUCAGAAAUUAAGGAACUAGAAGAAGAAAACACAACAACGAAUGGAACCAUGGAUGAUGAAGCUGCCAAUCUUUUCAAUAGCUCUACCGGUUUUGAACCUGAGAAAAAGAAAAGAAAGGUAACAACUGCUGAUGAUUUUUUGGCAGCUUUAGAACAAGAUGAUGCUAGUUCUUCAGCUUUUUUGCUCAAAUCGUCCAAGAAAGAAAUGACAACCAUUGAUCUCAAAAUUAGAAACUUAUUUACUAAUAUUGGGCCAAUUUCACAUUUAACAAUCGCUGAUACAUCUGUUGAUAUCUCAGGGUUUAAAUCCCGAGCUAAUGAUAACAACCUUUCAGUCAUAGCAUGCUCUGGUACUGGAAGACAUGGUCGGUUGACAGUUCUCAAUAGGAGUGUGCAACCAGAUGCACAGAAUACUGCAAAACUACCUUUCGCGGUUAAGCAAAUGUGGACUGUUGCAGGUGGAGAUUCUAUUCACGAUUCAUACGUUAUAUUGAGCCUUGAGGACAAAACAAAGGUCCUAGAAUCAAAAACAUCAUUGGAUGAGGUCACAUCUAAAUCAACAUUUGUUACUAAUGAUACUACUAUUAACAUUGGAAAGCUAAAAAAUCAUGUAGUACAGGUUACCAGCGAUUCAGUCAUAUUUUUAGAUAGAAUCACCCUGAAAAGAACAAAUGAACACAGAUCCUCGUUGAAGAUUAGAGCAUCUUUCAUUUUGGACCCUUAUAUAUUGCUUCAUUUGAAAGAUGGUACUCUCCAAUUACUCACAAUGAGUAGUACAUCUCUCAAGUCAGAGCCUCUUAGAUUGUCUGAUCCAAAGCAUGGAAAAAUUACUGCUGUAACCUUUUACAAAGCAUUACCGGAGCUUGGAUUUCUUUCUUCCAGCCAAGAGAGUUUAUAUUUAUGUUGUAUUUAUUUAACUGACGGUACUUUUGAAAUUUAUACCAUUCCUCAGAAAACUUGUGUGUUUUCAUUCUCUCAAUUUUACCAAUUUCACAGUACUGUGUUUGAUGAAGGAGCAAGGGAUCCAUCGACAUUAACAGAGACAGAAGUGAAAUACCCCUACGUGUCUCAAAUGUUGCUAAGAGGAGUUGGUUCAGAAUCAGAAAUGCCUUACCUUAUUACCAUUCUAAGUGAUAACACUGUUCACAUUUACAAAUCAUUCUUGGAUAGAUCCACCAAAACCAAGGACACUAGAUUGAAUAGAUUAAGAUUUUCUAAAACACAGCACGAUGAUUUUCUCCCCUCAGACUUGGCUAAAAAGAAUGAAGAGUUGAGACUCGAGCUUAGAAAUGAAAAGAAUAUUUUCUCAAAGGCCGACAAUGCGAGAUCGAGACUGAUUCCGUUUAACAACAUUGGUGGUUAUAGAGGCAUAUUUUUUACGGGUGAAAGACCUCUAUGGUUCUUUACUGAAUAUUCUAACUUGCGAAUUCAUCCUCAACAAAAACGAGAGAGUAUUUCAGGUUUUACUCCAUACCACCAUCGAGACUGUCCUCAUGGUUUUAUUUAUUUCGUGGAAAACGAAAAUAAGUUUACAAUUCUUUCAUUGAGUUCAAAAUCAGUGUUCAAUUCAUACUGGCCCCAUAGAAAGGUUUUGUUAAAGAGUACACCUAACUUAAUCACUUAUCACCAAGAAACAAACACAUGCUUAGUAUUUACAUCUGUGCCAAUGAAAGCAAUACUUCCAGAAGAUCGACCAUUACCAUCAGGUAGAUAUCCACCAGCAGUUGAACAAAAACACACAGUUCGUUUAUUUUCUGGAAAUGAUUGGGAAGAAAUGGACAACUAUGACUUUGAGCUUCACGAGUCUGUACUAGCUGCUAAAGUUGUUUCAUUAUCGAAAGAAGAAUACAACGAUGACACUGAUAUUUCGUUUGAGGAACCUUUGAACAGUAGAAACCAAGAUUUAGUAACCAUGGUGGCUGUAGGUACAGCAUAUGUUCAAAGCGAAAGAGAAUUAUGUAGAGGAAGAUUACUUUUAUUUGACUUGGAACCAAUUUUAGGUUCAAAUCGAUUCAAAAUCAAUUUAAUGUCUUCUACAUCGGUGAAAGGCCCUAUUACAAGAGUAGAGCAAGUUGAUAGAUAUCUCGUUUGUAGUGUUGGAAAUCGUAUAUACACUUAUUACUUUGACUGGAACGAAAAGAGAAUGCAUAUUACCUCGUUCUAUGAUACACAAUUUUAUACAAGCUCGUUGAAUUGCAUUAGGAAUUUUAUUUUAUAUGGAGAUAUAUAUAAGAGCGUGACAUUUUUACGUUGGAGAGAGAAAGGUCACCGUUUGAUUCCUAUGGCCAAAGACAAUAGACCUCUGCAAGUCAUUACCUCUGAAUUUUUGGUGAACGACCAAUUGCUUGGUAUGGCAGUUGUUGAUGCGAAUAAGAACUUGCAGGUAUUUCAAUAUUUACCUCAACACCAGGAAAGUAACGAUGGUAGAAACUUGGUUCCUGUCUGUGAUUUCCACAUCGGAACGCUUAUCACCACUGUUUUGAGAAUGAAAAUGAGAGAUAUUCCAGACGAAAUUACGAUCGCAAUUGGAAAUCCAGCAUCAACAACGACCAUUCCAACCACAACAGAUAAGAAACAACCAAGCUUACAAAAACGAGACACAUCGAAAACAAACCCAAAUUUUCAGUUUAUAUUAUUUGGAAGUAUUGAUGGUAGUAUUGGAUAUGUUGCUCCAAUUAAUGAGCUCACUCAUCGAAGACUCUAUGCAUUACAAUUGAAAAUGUACACCCAAUUAGAGCAUAGCGCAGGAUUGCAUCCAAAAGCUUUCCGCUUAUAUAAGCCUCUCGAACGAACAGAGUAUAACUACAAGAAGAAUAUUAUUGACGGUCAGCUAAUUUGGAUGUAUGCUCACCUUAACACAAUUUCCCAGAGAGAUUUGGCUCGUCAGAUUGGUACAAAUGCUGAAAAUAUUUUAAGGAAUAUUCAAGAACUCAAUCAAGGAACAUAUUUCUUUUAG
Messenger RNA from Naegleria lovaniensis, 3828 nucleotides. RefSeq lists its product as uncharacterized. Gene Ontology annotation, cellular component: nucleus. The coding region runs from base 1 to 3828 and encodes 1275 amino acids. Gene Ontology annotation, molecular function: nucleic acid binding; protein binding. The record is from RefSeq and is a predicted model, not a curated record. NCBI's taxonomy places the organism in Eukaryota, Heterolobosea, Eutetramitea, Acrasida, Naegleriidae. The transcript has 2 exons.